Molecule: messenger RNA, 816 nt
Organism: Lachancea lanzarotensis
Lineage: Eukaryota; Fungi; Ascomycota; Saccharomycetes; Saccharomycetales; Saccharomycetaceae
Gene: GPN3
Product: LALA0S03e02916g1_1
Exons: 1
Coding region: 1-816 (271 amino acids)
Molecular function (GO): GTPase activity
Source: RefSeq, a predicted model, not a curated record
AUGUCGAGAGUCGGUUUACUCGUUUUAGGCCCUGCUGGUGCUGGGAAAAGUACCUUUUGCACUUCUAUCAUUUCCCACAUGCAAACGAUAGGACGUAGAGCCCAUAUCGUGAAUUUGGAUCCAGCUGCCGAAGCUACAGAAUACGAAUUCACAAUAGAUAUCAGAGACCUGAUAUCACUCGAAGAUGUCAUGGAGGAGCUGAAUCUAGGUCCCAACGGCUCAUUGGUUUACUGUUUUGAAUAUUUGAUGAAUAAUUUGGAUUGGUUAGAGGAGGAACUAGGCGAUUAUAACGAUGAAUACCUCAUUUUCGAUUGUCCGGGACAAAUAGAGCUGUACACUCAUAUCCCGGUACUGCCUGCUAUAGCCCGUCAUUUGCAAACACAGCUGAAUUUCAGUUUAUGCGCUGCAUACCUUCUGGAAGCAUCAUUUGUCAUAGACUCAUCAAAGUUCUUCAGCGGAGCCCUGAGUGCAAUGUCUGCUAUGAUUCUCUUGGAGCUUCCGCAUAUCAACAUUUUGAGUAAGAUCGAUGUGAUCAAAGACGAAUACAGCAAAAAGAGAUUGAAAAGGUAUUUGAAUCCAGACCCCACAUUGUUGUUAGACUCGACGAACGAGACUUGGAAUCCGAAAUUUCAAAAACUGAACAAGACCAUCGCCAAUUUGGUUGACGAUUUUGGCAUGGUUCAAUUCUUGCCUCUGGAGGCCAAAAACCCAGAUAGCGUAUCGGCCAUUUUGAGUUACGUAGAUGAUGUGACUCAAUGGGCUGAAGGUCAGGAACCAAAGGAACCCAACGACCAGAUUGAACUUGAAGACAUGUAA